Messenger RNA from Mycena citricolor, 522 nucleotides. The record is from the annotation of a GenBank genome assembly. NCBI's taxonomy places the organism in Eukaryota, Fungi, Basidiomycota, Agaricomycetes, Agaricales, Mycenaceae.
AUGUGUGGAGUCAAGGCACUGCUUGAUAGUGGUUGCAGUACCUGCUGCAUCAAUAGCGACUACGCACAAGCAGGGAAAUUGGAAAUCCAGGAGCUUCCACAACCCAUUGUGGCUCGUAACGCCAACAACACUGAGAACAUCAGUGGCCGGAUCACCCAUUACGUUGACUUGAGGAUGAGAAUCGGUCCUCAUGUGGAGACCUGCACGUUCCUCCUGACGUGUCUAGGAAAAGCCGAGAUCUUCAUUGGUCUUGAUUGGCUGAUGGAGCACAACCUCAAGGUGGACUGGCAGGAACAGACAAUGAAAUUCAGCCACUGCCCAGAGCAAUGCUACAUGAGGGACUAUGAGGAGCACCAGGCAAUGAUUGACAUGGACUCAGUUCACUUGGACACGUGCGCGUCCAACAUGGAAGAAGGGGAAUCAAUCUUGUUGGUCGACUUUGGGAAGGAGGUGGAUCUGCAGCUAAAAGAAACGCCGGCGCAGAAGUUUGCAGAAGAAGCAGAGAAGGAAAGGAGCAGAUGA